Molecule: messenger RNA, 4498 nt
Organism: Cuculus canorus (common cuckoo)
Lineage: Eukaryota; Metazoa; Chordata; Aves; Cuculiformes; Cuculidae
Gene: MICU2
Product: mitochondrial calcium uptake 2
Exons: 13
Coding region: 1-1497 (498 amino acids)
Biological process (GO): mitochondrial calcium ion homeostasis; calcium import into the mitochondrion
Cellular component (GO): uniplex complex
Molecular function (GO): calcium ion binding
Source: RefSeq, a predicted model, not a curated record
AUGGAGAAAGUGGUCCAUGCCGGCUCCAUACCAUCUCCACGCCCACUCUCUGGAAUUGCUGAAAGGGUCGCUGGCUUCCCAGCAAAAGUGAUUACCCGUCCAGCGGAGGGUCGUCGCGGGGGGGGGGGAGGGCAAGUGUGGAGGCCCCGCACUGCGCAUGCGCUGCGCGUCCGGUUCGAAGCCGGCGGCGCCGCCGCGGCUUCCGGUAAGAUGGCGGCGUGGCGAGCGGCGCUGGUGGCGUCCGGGCGGGCUGCGCUGCGGGGGCGCCUCGCGGGGCUGCGGACGGCGCGGAGCCCCCGGUCCUCCUCCGGCUGGAGGGUGGCAGCCGCAGCCCUGCUCGGAGGUGGCUCCCUGGUGGCGAGUUACGGAGGGAGAGCGGGGCUGUGCCCUGCGGUGCUGGCACAGAAGGAAGAUAUCAGUAAUGCAGAAGGGGACGAAAGACUGUCUCUUCGGAAGCAUCGCUUCAUGCAUUUUGCAUCAUUGGAAUAUGAAGGAGAACAUUACAUGACACCAAGAGAUUUCUUGUUCUCAGUAGUGUUUGAUGAAGUUGAACGUAAAGCCUCGGCCAAGAAACUGACAAAAAAGGAGGUAGAUGCUGCACUGCUGUGUGUUGCCAAAGCUAAACCAGGACCGACUUUUUUUAGAGAGCUUGGUGAUAAAGGGUUGAUAUCUUAUGCAGAGUACUUAUUUUUGCUGACAAUCCUUACGAAACCCCAGACUGGAUUUCAGAUUGCCUUUAAAAUGUUGGAUACAGAUGGCAAUGAACAAGUUGAAAAGAAAGAAUUCUUCAAGCUACAGAGAAUCAUUGGGAAAGAAGAUGAUUUGAAAAUAGCUGGGGAUGAAACUGUAUUUCAGGGAGCAGAACUGGAAAGCUGUGAUGUUAAUACCAUGUUGCUGGUACAUUUCUUUGGAAAAGAAGGAAAGGAAAAACUUCGCUAUUCUGAGUUUUUCAGAUUCAUGGAAAAUCUGCAAACCGAAGUCCAAGAAAUGGAAUUCAUAAAGUUUUCAAAGGGUUUGAAUGUCAUGAGGAAAGAAGAUUUUGCAGAAUGGUUACUGUACUUCACCGAUGAGGAAAACAAUGAAAUUUACUGGCAGAAUGUGAAAGACAGGAUCGAGGCAGGAGAGAAUAUCAGUUUGGAAGAAUUCAAGACUUUUUGCAAAUUUACAAACAACCUAGAAGACUUUUCUAUUGCCAUGCAGAUGUUUACUGUAGCAAAUCGUCCUGUUAAACGGGCUGAGUUCAAGAGAGCAGUGAAGGUGGCAACAGGACAGGAUCUCUCAGACAAUGUUUUGGAUACCAUCUUCAAGAUUUUUGAUCUAGAUGGAGAUGACUGCCUCAGUCACAGCGAGUUUAUUGGAGUCCUGAGGAACCGAAUUCAUCGCGGUUUGAGGGUACCGCAACAGCAAGGCAUUCAAGGUUACUGGAAGUGUGUGAAAAGAGAAAGCAUUAAAGGAGCCAAGGAACUGUGGAAGCAAACUGGGAAAAGUCCUUUUUAAAGCAGUCCAUUGUACUUUUUCUAUAAAUGUUGUUAAUUAGGAGGGUUUGUCUGUCCUGUUUACAUAAUAGCUAAAUCAAAAUACUCUUUUUUUACUUUAGUUAAACUUUAAUUAACCCACUUUCUAAUGCAAUAAUUUUAUAUCAGUCUAGUGCAAUCAGUGUGGUUUACAGAACUGUUAUCACUUUUGACCUUCAUACGGAAGUAUUCUUGUUCAUUGCUUACUCCUCUGUGGAGUCUGUGCUGUAGCAUACAGGACAUGCAGGAUUUAACAGGGGCCACUGGCAGGAAUGUCAUAGCAAUAUCAUCUCCUCUUGAAAGAGUAAACAUCAUCUCAGGUAGCCACUAACAUAGCAGUUCCCUUUCCCUGGCAAGGAUAGAGCUUCAAACGGCCAAACCACUUGCACAAUCCGUGCAAAUCAAAUUAUCCUAGAUCAAAAAGCAAAAUGCACAUGGUUCAUGCCCUCAUUACCAUGAACUGCUCAUGUGCUAGUUCCAGGUGGGUGAUUCCACCAGAUCCUGUUUGGAUGUCUGGUUUGUCUACUUUUACCAUGACAAUAUUAAACUGGAGAUAAAAAAACUGUUGGUACAGGCUUUAAAAGUUCCACAUUGAUCUGUGAAUGUGCAUUGAGUCUCUCAGACCUCUUCAACAAAUAGUAUAAAUGAGAAGCAAAAAUCCUUGUUCUGUCAUAAACAGGCUUAGCUACAAUUUGGAUCAUAACUAUUUUGCUUUACUUAUAUUGCAGAAGGUGAAUGUGUAACAAAUGGCUGCUUUAUCUUACUAAAGGGAAUGCUGCAGUAUCUCAGGAAUUCAAGGUUAAAGUCGGCUGACCUUGGCAGAAUAAUAAGUCCAAAGAAAAAGUAAAGAAAAAGGUUUAAUACUCCAAAAUGCAAAGUUAGAUGUAAGAUAUUCAGCAGUAAUCCAAAGAGGAGAUCAAAAUUAACAUUUAGAAAUUAUAGAUGAACACUUUUUAGCUAUAACACAACGUUCAUCUGUGUAUUACAGAGGUGUGCACGUUACAUGUUUGUUCUUUCUUACAGCCUUAGGAGCUGACAGACCCAGGUCCACAUCAGUCUUGCUGAUUGGCCACUGCAUAUAGGAGUCACUUGUCUGUAAAGCUCUCAAGGUUCUUCUUUCCCUCUCCCAGUUGUUUGACUGGGCUGGACUGGGGUGAAAGCUUAAUCUUUUAAGACAGGUUUGUGAUAACAGACACAAAAGAUGGACUGGGGAAAUGUCUCAAGAAAAUAACCAAAAAAUCUCAGCAGUUUGCAGAAGUGUUCUUCCCAUUUAAGCGUGACGCGGGCAAUGUUAUUCUCAAAAGUGUAUAUAAUCUCAACAGGAUGUGUUUUGUUGCAAUUUCUUUGGGGUCUUUUAGGGGGAGCCUUGAGAAGAGGGGAACCUUCUGUGAUAGACAGAUACCAGAGCAGCCCUUAGAUGACGGGCAGGAGAGAUGGCAUUAGGAAACCUUAAAGAUGCCACCUAAGGAUGGCUGAGAUUACAGAGAAGGUAUUUAGUAUGUCAGUAGCCAUCAGGCAGGCUUGUGCUGAGGAGUCCUUCCACCUGAGGCUCAGCACGGCGAUCUUUUGUAGGGAAAUAGAGUGAGAAGCUAGCAAAGCAGCAGCGUGAGCCUGCCUGCUGCUCUUCCCUCCCUGCUAUUCACUUGGAGCUUUAAUUUAAAUUGUAUUAAAGAGAAAAUGCUUACAUUCUUGUGCAACCACAGUCACCCCCCAGAGGAAGCAUGUGCUUCUGUGGCUGUCCUGUCUAGAAGACCAGGCAGCAGUGACCACCAGCGAUCCCGUUACUUCCCCAGGAAAGUCAGAAUGAAAUAAAAUAUGGUAAACGCCUCAGCCUCCCCGCCUCAAACCGAACUCAGGCACUGCUCUGGGGGCAACAGGAAAUUUGAUAGGUGGUUUGCUUCAUAUGUUUGGAAGUUGUUUGUUUCUUCUGGUGAUGGGAGCUAUGAGAAGGAGGUAGCUAAUGGGAGCGAAGGCAUGGCAGCAGGACUGGCAUCAAAGUACCACAGCCAGCUUCACAUCACCAGAUAGUAGAGGACACAAUCGAGCAAGACACAUCUAUGUCACGGAAGUGUGUGUGUUCCCCAAAGUGUGCUUUGUUCCAUCUCUGGCUUUAAUGUAAGGCUGUCUUUUACUUCUUGCUGUUAAUAUUUUGGCAAACAUUUUUACUUUGGAAUGGAGAUUAUCCUUUAAUGUUGUAUUUUGUGUAUUGCUUAUGAUUUAUUGCUUUAUUGCUUUUGUGGAUUCUUUUGUUUACCAAUGACUUGCUUCCUGCAAGCUGUUUGGUUUUCUUUUGGAAAAAUCAAUUCAUUUGGCUUUAGUGUGUCUAGAAGUUUAAUUCUCCAUUGCUCAUUUGUAUCAGGGUUUGUGCAAUCCGCAGUAUCUGCUUUGGGCAGCAAGUUACUAAAAAUGUAAUUUCAAAUUUUAGGUUUUAGCGAAAGCUUUGGUGUCAUGUUCAGAGGAAAAAGAAAACAGAUGUGCGUAUUUUUAGGUUAACGUUGUGUCUGUAGUAAAAAAGAAAUUACAUUAUUGAUAUGAAGAAUUACAAUACAGUUGUGAAGUGUUUUCAGAAGAAGUUAUCCUGAAAGUACAGCCAGAAAGGCCCUCUUGGAAGGCCAGGGAAGACUUGUCCCUCAAGCCUGAAGAAUCAGACUCUGUUUCAUCUGUUUUUGUUUGUCUUAACUAAAAGCCUUUAUGAAACAGUCUUAAAAUAACUUCUCAUGUUAAAUAUUAUAGAUUGAAAGAGCUGUUUACGUAAGUGUUUGGAUUGAUGUUGUCUUUUAAGCAGUUUGUGGUAAAUUUAACAUUAGAUACUUUAUUUCUUUCUAGUAACAUGGUGGUAUUUGCAACCUUUGUCAGCAUUACUCAACAUAAUUUAGUUAAAAGUUUAUGCCAGCUGCCAAUCUAUCAGUUACAUUUAUCAGUUAUGACUCUUUUUCAUGUUAGGAAUUCUUCCUCUGAACAGAAAUAGGUAUAAAAACUAAAUA